AGCAAACUUGUUGCCUCUUUGAUACCGAAAAAUUAAACCCCAAAACUAAUGAUAGCAAGCAAAUGUUUCGCCUAGCUCUAGUUUUGCAACGCACUAAGCCAAAUUUUCAUUUUUCCACCAUCGCAGCUUUCCACAGCCAUUUCUCAACCUUAGAAGAAAAUCUUUGCUCCAAGUUCUUAACUUCAUGCACCCAAGCCUCAAACUUACUUCAUGGAAGAGCAGUCCAUGCAAAAUUCAUCAAAGGCUCAAUCCCACGUUCCCUUUAUCUCCAUAACCAUAUCCUCAACAUGUACUUGAAAUGUGGAGACCUCAUCAACGGCCACAAGCUGUUCGAUGAAAUGCCUCAACGCAAUGUCGUUUCAUGGUCAGCCAUUGUUUCUGGCUUUACACAACAUGGGUUUUUCAACGAAGCUCUCUUUUUGUUUAUUUACAUGUUAAGGGAUGGAACUUCAAAGCCUAAUGAGUUCACUUUUGUUAGUGUUCUUCAAGCUUGUUCUUUGCACGAAAGUUUAACUUUAGCUUACCAAGUUUACGCUAUCGUUUUACGUUUGGGGUUUGGGUCAAACGUGUUUUUAGUCAAUGCUUUUCUGACAGCUUUGAUGAGACAUGGGAGAAAAGAGGAAGCUUUGGAGGUUUUCAAGAAGUGUUUAAAUAAAGAUAUUGUGACUUGGAAUGUUAUGUUAAGUGGUUACUUGGAAAGUUCUUGUUUGGAUUUGCCUGAAUUGUGGGUUCAAAUGAAUAAUGAAGGAAUAAAACCUGAUUGCUUUACUUUUGCAAGUGUUUUAACAGGGUUGGCUUCUGUUGGCGAUUUAAACAUGGGUUUACAAGUGCAUGGCCAAAUUGUUAAGUCUGGUCAUGGUGAUGAAAUUUGUGUGGGGAACACUUUGGUUGAUAUGUAUAUAAAGAAUCAAAGACUUUUUGAUGGGUUGAAAGCUUUCAAUGAAAUGGGUGAAAAAGAUGUUUGUUCUUGGACACAAAUGGCUGCUGGGUGGUUAGAGUAUGGGGAACCUGCGAAGGCAUUGGAAGCUAUUGGAGAAAUGAGGAUGAUGGGCGUAAAACCCAAUAAGUUUACUCUUGCUACUGCUUUCAAUGCUUGUGCUAAUUUGGCUUUUCUGGAAGAAGGGAAGAAAGCUCAUGGAUUGAGAAUUAAACUUGGAGUUGAGAUUGAUGUUUGUGUGGAUAAUGCAUUGAUUGAUAUGUAUGCAAAAUGUGGUUCCAUGGAUGGUGCAUGGGGUGUUUUUAAGGUAAUGGAUGAUCGUUCUGUUGUUUCGUGGACGACAAUGGUAAUGGGGUGUGCACAAAAUGGUCAAGCUAGAGAAGCUCUUAAGAUUUUUGAUGAGAUGAUUGUAAAGGGUGUAAAACCAAAUUAUAUUACCUUUGUUUGUGUGCUUUAUGCAUGUAGCCAAGGAAUGUUCAUUGAUGACGCAUGGAAAUAUUUCUGUUCCAUGACCAUUGACCAUGGUAUCUCCCCUGGUGAAGAUCAUUAUGUUUAUAUGGUUCACCUACUUGGUCGAGCUGGACAUAUUAAAGAAGCCGAAGAAUUGAUCUUGUCAAUGCCAUUUCAGCCAGGUGCAACGGUUUGGCAAACUUUGCUUAGUGCUUGUCAAGUUCAUGGGGAUAUUGAAACUGGGAAGCGAGCAGCUGAGCAUGCAAUAAAUCUAGACAGAAAGGAUCCUUCAAGUUAUGUGCUGUUAUCAAACAUGUUUGCUGGAUUCAACAAUUGGGAUGAUGUGGGAAAGUUGAGAGAAUUAAUGGGGAAUAGGGAUGUAAAGAAAGUACCUGGAUCCAGUUGGAUCAAAAUAGAAAAUUUAUGCUCAGUACCUCCAGUACCGAAGUAUUUACUUUCUUGAAGUCUGAUUGUUUGAGUUUUUAUAGAGGAGCUCACCAAAAUUUAACUGACAUAAGAUAGCACUUCAGUUAAGAAACUCCAGAAAGACAUUCAGCCAGUAAAUGGCUUGGGAAUGAUAUAACUUCUAACCGUGUCUAAACUUUUUCUAAAAUGGAUCCUGGACAGCUAGGUUGAUGUGAACCGCGUUACAGGCUUAGUUGCAAAAGAUGCAACUAAUAGGGCUGCUGCCACUUGCUCUAAAUGUUUUAGAAAGCAAAAAUCAGGGUGUGUUUUCAAGUUUUACAGACUGAAGUUGUGAAUGCAGGUAACAGGUAGCUCAGCAAUAGAAAAUCAAUCUGCAGUUUCUAAAGAAAUCAUUAGAUUUCUGAUGGAGCUUAAUAGAAACAGCAAACAGUCCAAUAGACUGAUGUAACAAACAAAGUUCUUUUGCUGGUGCAAAAGGAAAAAAUUUUGUAGACGAACAAAAACUUGUAUUGUGUUUAUUUGGUGAAGCAAUCUUUUCAUAAACAUGCUGAAAUUCAUGUCAAUUUCAUGUUGUAGCAGGUAUUCAUUUCAACUGAACUUGGAAAUGAUAUUAACAUUAUUAAAGCAUUCUUGUUUUUCACGCA
This is a messenger RNA of Durio zibethinus, 2457 nucleotides long. Its product is annotated as pentatricopeptide repeat-containing protein At4g33170-like. Gene Ontology annotation, biological process: RNA modification. The record is from RefSeq and is a predicted model, not a curated record. NCBI's taxonomy places the organism in Eukaryota, Viridiplantae, Streptophyta, Magnoliopsida, Malvales, Malvaceae. Gene Ontology annotation, molecular function: protein binding; RNA binding.